GGAAACAUCCUCUUCUCUCAGUCUUAAGUCAUACUGCUGUUCUGUCAGUACAUCACCACGUAUGGGAUCGUCUGCUGCCAUUCGAAUCACACCCAGUCCUACAAACCGGACGCCUACAAGUCAAUGGGUUGAAUAUCCACAUUUGCGGACCUCCUCGCCAUCCGACAAAAUCUAAUGCUCGACUCUCCCUGGCCGCCGUCUGGUGCCAGUCCAUAAACGCACACAAUGCAUCCGGAAGACACUCCUCGCUUCACCCACUUUUCUUGUCAAUCUCAAGAGGUCACGGUAGCCUCCACCUUCGAAGGUCUCCUGGCCGAACGGUCCGAGCAUCUCUCAGAAUCAAAUGACCUUAAAGCAGACGCAUGGUGGUUGGACAUCUGCGACGCCUCCGAAGAGGAUGUCAAGGCGGUCGGGCAAGCUCUUUCUAUUCACCCCUUGACGGCCGAAGACAUCGUCACGCGGGAGCCACGUGAGAAGAUCGAGACCUUCCGAAAUUACUAUCUGAUUUCAUUCCAGACCCUGCUGUCAGCCACGAGUAACAGCUUGGAGCGGAUAAAGUCUCUGACUAGCGAGCCACACACCAUUCCUGACUCGGCUGGAUUCUAUAUCCUCGUCUUCAAGAACGCCAUCGCCACGUUCUCUCCCAAGGGAUGUAAUCAUGUUUCGCGGGUACUCGAUCGAAUCCACCGGAUGCAGGAUCCAUCAAUCAUGUCGAGUGAAUGGAUUUGCUAUGCCUUGAUCGAUGACAUCAUCGACAGCUUCGCACCCUACAUGCGAGCCGCGGAGCGCGACUGCGACGCUAUCGAAGAUCAAGUAUUCAUGGCGCGAGCUGACGACAUCAAAGCCAUCAUCCCGCUGGUCGACCGCCUCCACAAGAGCAUCACCCAGCUCACCAACUGCCUGAGCGGGAAGAACGACGUUCUCAACGGAUUCGUCAAACGCUGUCAGGCGAAGAGCCAGAACGCCGUCUUCUCCAAAGCGGAGAUGAUCGUGUACCUGGGUGAUGUACAGGACCAUUUGGUUACCACGCUGACCAGUCUCUCCCACUUCGACGAGAUUGUCGGUCGGUCGCAGGCGAAUUUCCUGGCUCAGAUGAACGUCAACAAUAUCCGGCUGAGCUUGAAUAUCAACGAGAUUCUGAGCAAGGUGACGGUCCUCGCGAGUAUUUUUGUGCCGUUGCAUAUGAUCACGGGUCUGUGGGGGAUGAAUGUGCCCGUCCCGGGACAGAAUGCCGACGGGCUGGGCUGGUUCUUUGGAAUUGUGGGGUGUUUCGUCGCGUUUAUUGUUGUGUGUUGCUUAGUCGCGCAGCGGAUGAAGUUGUUGUAGACACAGCUAGUUUACAUUGUAUAUGAUUCGAUACCAAUUUUGAGGCGAUUAGGAGGAUAGACAAGCCUAUGUGAGGCUACUAAAUGUGUUA
Molecule: messenger RNA, 1417 nt
Organism: Aspergillus uvarum CBS 121591
Lineage: Eukaryota; Fungi; Ascomycota; Eurotiomycetes; Eurotiales; Aspergillaceae
Product: magnesium transporter CorA family protein
Exons: 2
Coding region: 226-1326 (366 amino acids)
Biological process (GO): magnesium ion transmembrane transport; intracellular magnesium ion homeostasis
Cellular component (GO): plasma membrane
Molecular function (GO): magnesium ion transmembrane transporter activity
Source: RefSeq, a predicted model, not a curated record